This is a messenger RNA of Aspergillus puulaauensis, 1290 nucleotides long. RefSeq lists its product as uncharacterized. Lineage: Eukaryota; Fungi; Ascomycota; Eurotiomycetes; Eurotiales; Aspergillaceae. Gene Ontology annotation, cellular component: mitochondrion. The transcript has 3 exons. The coding region runs from base 1 to 1290 and encodes 429 amino acids. The record is from RefSeq and is a predicted model, not a curated record.
AUGGAUGAUGGGAAAGUAGUCAUCGCGAAACUUCCGAAUCCGAAUGCGGGAAGGCCGCAUUUUGCUACUGCUAGUGAGGUUGCGACUAUGGAUUUCUUGAGAGAUGUCAUGAAUGUCCCUAUCCCAAAGGUAAUCGCGUGGGGCUCCCGCGCAUCAGAGAGCCCCGUUCAGGCAGACUAUAUCCUUAUGGAAAGACAGACCGGUGUGACCCUGUCCGAUGUGUGGGAUAACCUGAAAGGGAAGCAGAAAGUCCAAAUCCUUGACCAGGUUGUUGAUAUUGAACGGCGGCUGGCCAGCGUGCAGUUCACGAAGUUUGGUGCUUUAUACUAUAAAGAGGAUCUUCCCGAGGGCUCCGAUUCUUCCUCACCUUUAUAUCGCGACUCAACUGGCGCCGAGAGAGAAAUCGCCACAGCAAAGGCUGGUCUGCGGUAUCCUUUGAUGCCAGAAGGUCUUUUCUACGGACCCAGACAAUACCAGCCUACCCUAGUAAAAAAGCUCUCCCCAUUGGAAGGCUAUAUAGAGGUCGCAUCUCAUGUUCUUCCAGAGAAUAAUACCACCCAUGUAUCUGUUUUAUGGCAUGGAGAUCUUCACUCGCAGAAUAUCUUUGUGGACCCUGAAGACCCAGCUCGCAUUGUGGGAAUUAUCGACUGGCAGUCCGUCAGUGCAUGUCCGCUCUUCAUGCAGGUCGGACGCCCGGCGUUUCUCGAUUACAAUGGCCCGGUUCCUGAUGAUUUGGGGAAAGUUCCUUUACCUUCAAAUUUCGACUCCAUGAAGCAAGAUGAGCAGCGGAGGGCAAAGGCACUACACCAGGCCCAGUCUUUGCAUAAUCUCUACCUGGUGCGGUGUCUCCAGCGCAAUAAAACUGCAUUUCAAGCGAUACAGGACCAAAUCUCACUCCGCCAUCAAGUUAGUGUCAUUCCAGGUUUAGUCUUGAUGGACUACGAGCCACUCCUCAGCAAUCCGUUGAGGGAUGUGCAGAAAGAAUGGGCAUCUAUAGUGGGUAUGACAGCGGAUGGCUCGCCCGUGACACCCUUCCCAUUGCAGUUCUCCGAGGAGGAAAUCCGUCGGCAGGAACAGGACGGCGAGCUCUGGGCUCAAGGGGUUGAACUCAUGGACGCGUUUGUCAGUGAUACUGGAUCUUUCAAACAUUGGGAUGGUAGGGCUAGUGAUGUGGACUAUGAGCAAUCUAGGAGAGAGCUAGAUGAGGGGGUGCAGAGGUUCCUAGACCGUGAAGCCAGGAACGAGGAAGAGCGUAGGGGGUGGCUCGAAGCCCUGCCAUUUGUCGAUUGA